Austrofundulus limnaeus is the source of this 918-nucleotide messenger RNA. Its product is annotated as endonuclease domain-containing 1 protein. Bases 1 to 918 code for a protein of 305 amino acids. NCBI's taxonomy places the organism in Eukaryota, Metazoa, Chordata, Actinopteri, Cyprinodontiformes, Rivulidae. The record is from RefSeq and is a predicted model, not a curated record. Gene Ontology annotation, molecular function: metal ion binding; hydrolase activity; nucleic acid binding. The transcript has 2 exons.
AUGCACCUGCUUUACAUCCUGAUCAUCUGUCUGGUGUCGACGGCCCACCCACUGACCGCCGCCGUGUCCAGCAGCUUCAGAGACUGCAGGCAGUUCUUCUACAUGCAGACCUCCCCGGCGGGGGUCCGAGGCACGAGCCUGAAGACGAUCUGCCAGAAGUAUGCAGACAAACUGCGCUACGCCACGCUGUACGACAGCAGCCGUCGUCUGCCCCUUUACUCGGCCUACGUGUUUAAGAAGUCUGACGGGAAGAGGCGGGCGGAUACACCCUGGAUGUAUGAGCCUCAGUUGGUGUCUGACGAUGAGAGCAGCAGCAUGAAGGUGCUCCCCCUGAGUGACGACACCUCCCCUCUGAUCGAGGACAGUCAGGCCGUGUUCGAAGACUACAUCAAUGCUGUUGAAUACAGACGCGGCCCUCUGAAUCCUGACCAGCACCAAGCAGAUCCAGAUGACAAGUCCUCCAUCUACACCCUCACCAACACUGUGCCCCUCAUCACAGACUUCCUGGACACCUCCUGGAACCCAUUCUUAGACGUCAUCCGCCGACGUCUGAACAACUUCUGCCACGGCAGACCUUUCAUUGUGACGGGGGUGACCGUUUCAGGGGCCACAGUCAAGCGUAAUAACAGGGACCGCCUAUGGAUUCCGAAAUAUUUAUGGUUGGCGUACUGCUGCCCGCGGUACGACCGUAACUCACCGUACGAGGUGAGGUUUAUGUUCCCGAGUUAUGGAGGAUACGCACUGAAUGAGCCGACAGGAAACAGUGUGGUGGAGGUACCACUGAAGAAUCUGGAGACGUUCCUGAGGAGCCAGGCAAACGUAGACAACGACUUCACCAUUUUCUACAAGGGCUGUGUGCCGGAAAACACCUUCAAGAAGAAGAGAGACCUGCCUGAUGAUGAAGAGCCACCGACAUAA